GUAUUGAUCAUCCAUUAUCAAAAGAUAUACAAAAUCUUGAAAAAGAUAUUGAAGCAUUAGAAGGUAUAUGGUCAAUGGCACUUGAUUGGAAUCAAAUGUUUGAUAAAUGGAAAUUAACAACAUUUGGAAAUCUUCAAACACAAGUUAUGGAAGAUUAUGCUCAAGCACAAUAUAAAAAAUUACAUAAAUUAUCAAAAGAUUUUCGUGAAAAAAAUUGGGAAAUUAUUGAUUCAACUAAAAGUCGUGUUGAUCAAUUUCGACGUACAAUGCCUUUAAUGAAAGAUUUACAUAAUAAAGAUAUGAGAGAUCGUCAUUGGAGACGUAUUAAAGAUGAAUCACAAAAAGAAUUUGAUGAAUCAUCAGAAGAUUUUACUUUAGAAGCUAUUAUUAAUAUGCAUUUUGAAGAAAAUGCACAAUUAAUUAAUGAAAUUAGUGAAGCAGCACAAAAAGAAGCACAAAUUGAACGUGGUAUUGAAAAAAUUAGAGAACAAUGGGAAAAAGUCGAAUUUGAGAUUACACCAUUUAAAGAUAAAGGUCAUUUUAAAAUCAAAUCAACUGAAGAAAUUAAUAAAACCAUUGAAGACCAUCAAAUAUCAUUAUCAACAUUUAAAGCAUCUCGUUUUAUUAAACCAUUUGCUAAAGAAGUUGAUAAAUGGGAACGUGAUAUAUCUCAUGUUCUUGAAGUAACUGAAUUAUGGUUAACUGUUCAACGACAAUGGUUAUAUCUUGAAAACAUUUUCUAUGGUGAAGAUAUUCGUCGUCAAUUAGCUAAAGAAACUGCUUUAUUUGAUGAAGUUAAUGAAAAAUGGAAAGCUGUUAUGACAACAUUAAAUCAAUCACCAAAUGCAUUUCAUGCAACACAUUUAGAAGGUGUUGAUAAAGAAUUACAAUAUAUGAAUUCUAAUCUUGAAGAAAUACAAAAAUCUCUUGAGAUGUAUUUAGAAAAUAAACGUCGACAAUUUCCAAGAUUUUAUUUUAUAUCAAAUGAUGAUUUACUUGAAAUCUUAGGUCAAUCAAAAAAUCCACCUGGUGUUAUGCCACAUAUGAAAAAAUUAUUUGAUAAUAUUAAAACAUUAACUUUAGUUAAAUCAACUACUAAUGGACCAAUGUCGGCAACAGAAAUGCGUUCAAAUGAAGAUGAAGUUGUUCCAUUUGAGGGUCAAGUUUUACUUGAUGGACAAGUUGAAAAAUGGUUACGUGAUGUUGAAAAUAAAAUGAAAGAAGUUGUUAAACGUAAAGUUUUUGCAUGUCGUCUUGAUUUAUCAAAUUGUGGUACAAAACGUGAAAAAUGGUUAAAAUCUCAUCCAGGUCAAGCAUGUAUAACAGCAAGUCAAAUACAAUGGACAGAAGAAGUACAAAAAUCUUUACGUGAUAAUGUAUUAAAAUUAAGAACAGAUAGAAAAAAACAACAUCUUGUUUUAAGAAAUUUUACUGAUAUGAUUAAAAAAAAUUUAACAAAACUUGAACGUAUUAAACUUGUUUCAUUAGUUACAAUUGAAAUUCAUGCAAGAGAUGUUAUUAAUGAUUUAAUUAAAAAUCAAAUUAAAACUGAAUCAUCAUUUGAAUGGCAACAACAAUUAAGAUUUUAUUGGAGAAAAGAUGAUAUUAUUAUUGAACAAGCUAUUGGAAGAUUUUGGUAUGGUUGUGAAUAUUUAGGAAAUUCUGGAAGAUUAGUUAUUACACCAUUAACUGAUAGAUGUUAUAUGACUUUAACUAUUGCUUUAUCAUUAUGUCGAGGCGGAUCACCAAAAGGACCUGCUGGUACUGGUAAAACUGAAACAGUUAAAGAUUUGGGCAAAGCUAUGGCAUUCUAUGUUAUUGUUACGAAUUGUUCAGAUGCCAUUGAUUAUAAAUCAAUGGGUCGUAUGUUUUGUGGUUAUUGUCAAACAGGUGCUUGGGGUUGUUUUGAUGAAUUUAAUCGAAUUAAUAUUGAAGUACUUUCUGUUGUUGCUCAACAAAUAACAUCAAUAUUAAAUGCAAUGACAACACUUAAAAGUGAAAUUGAAAAUGCUAUACGUGCUAAAACAAAUAUGUCCGAAGAAGAUGCAUUUGCAACAAUUGAUAAACGUUAUUUAAGUAAAAAAUUCACCUUUCAAGGACAAGAUAUUGAUCUUGUUUGGUCAUGUGGAUUAUUUAUUACUAUGAAUCCAGGUUAUGCUGGUCGUACUGAAUUACCAGACAACUUGAAAUCAAUGUUUCGUCCAAUAUCUAUGGUUGUUCCAGAUAGUAAUUAUAUUGCUGAAAUUAUUCUUUUUGGUGAAGGUUUCUCAGAUACACGUUUACUUGCAACAAAAGUUUAUACACUUUAUCAAUUAUGUGCACAACAAUUAUCAAAACAAGACUUUUACGACUUUGGUCUUCGUUCAAUGGCUGCUGUUCUGCGUUAUGCUGGUCGUAAAAAACGUGAUUCACCACAUUUAAAAGAUGAUCAAGUUGUUAUAUUAGCUAUGAAAGAUAUGAAUGUAGCUAAAAUGACUGAACCAGAUUUACCAUUAUUUAAUGGCAUUGUAUCAGAUUUAUUUCCUGAUAUUGAUACACCAACAAUUGAUUAUUCCAAAUUUAAAGCUGCUAUUGAAACUGAACUUGCCGCACAAUAUUUACAAAGUACAGUUCAUACAGUCACAAAAGUUAUACAAUUAUUUGAAACAAAAAAUUCUCGACAUUCUGUUGUACUUGUUGGUUGUACACAAUCAGGUAAAACAGCUAUAUGGCAAACAUUAAAACGUUCAAUGACAAGAAUAGCAACACAAGAUUCAUCAGAUUCAUUAUUUCAACGUGUACAAGAAUAUCCAAUUAAUGCUAAAUCAAUAUCAAUUAAUGAACUUUAUGGAGCAUCAGAUUUAGCAACUGGUGAAUGGAAUGAUGGUAUACUUUCAAAUAUAAUGCGAACGGCUUGUGCAGAUGAUAAAUCUGAUCAAAAAUGGAUUUUAUUUGAUUGUCCUAUUGAUGCUGUUUGGAUUGAAUCAAUGAAUUCCGUUAUGGAUGACAAUAAAAUUUUGACAUUAACUAAUGGUGAACGUAUUGCUAUGCCAGAACAAGUUACACUUCUUUUUGAAACUGGAGAUAUGGCUGUUGCAUCACCUGCUACAGUUUCACGUUGUGGUAUUGUCUUUUGUGAUUAUGAUAAUCUUUCUUGGCGUCCAUUUAUAACUAGUUGGAUAAAUCGAAAACCAAAAGAAUAUCAUGAACCAUUAACAUAUUUAACAAAUAAAUAUUUAAAACCUAUCAUACAAUUUAAACAACAAAAUUGCAAAGAAUUAAUUCCAAUAGCUGAAUUAAAUGGUGUACGUUCAUUUUCUUAUUUAUUUGAUUCAUUAGCAACAAAAGAAAAUGGUGUUGAUCCAGCUGAUGAAGAUAAUUUUUCACGUUUAACUGAAUUAUGGUUUUUAUUUUCAACAAUAUGGUCUGUUUGUGCAUCAGUUGAUGAAGAUAGUCGUAAAAAAAUAGAUGCAUUUGUUCGUGAAUUAGAAGGUACAAUACCAAAUAAAGAUAGUGUUUAUGAAUAUUAUGUUGAUCCUAAACAACGUGCAUGGUUAUCAUGGGAAGAUAAAUUACGUUCAGGUUGGAAAUUAAAUUCUGAUAUACCAUUCUAUAAAAUAAUUGUACCAACUGUUGAUACAAUACGUUAUAAAUAUCUUGUAUCAGCACUUAUUAAACAAGGACAUCCAUGUUUAUUAUGUGGUCCUGUUGGUACAGGUAAAACAUCAGUUGCACAUGCUGUUAUGUCAGAAUUAGAUGCAAGAGAAUAUUCAACAUUAAUUAUAAAUAUGAGUGCACAAACAUCAUCAAAUAUUGUACAAGAAAUUAUUGAAGCACGUGUUGAAAAACGUGUUAAAGGUGUUUAUGUACCAAUUGGUGGAAAGAAAUUAUUAAAUUUUAUGGAUGAUUUUAAUAUGCCAGCUAAAGAUGAAUAUGGUUCACAACCACCAUUAGAAUUAUUAAGAUUAUGGCUUGAUUUUGGAUUUUGGUAUGAUAGAAAAAAUCAAACGGUUAAAUAUAUUAAAGAUAUGUUAUUAUUAACUGGUAUGGGUCCACCUGGUGGUGGUCGAACAGUUAUUAGUCCACGAUUACAAAGUAGAUUUAAUUUAAUUAAUAUGACGUUUCCAUCAGCUACAGAAAUUCGUCGAAUAUUUGGUUCGAUGAUUUCUCAACGUUUAGCAGAUUUUGAUGAUGAAUUUAAAACAUUACCAGAUGCAUUAACAUCAGCAACAAUUGAAAUGUAUGAAACAAUUGUACAAAAAUUUUUACCAACACCAACAAAAAUUUAUUAUUUAUUUAAUUUACGAGAUAUUUCAAAGAUUUUCCAAGGUUUAUUACGUGCUGAUAGAAAAUUAAUUACAUCAAAACAGACAAUGAUUCGUUUAUGGAUUCAUGAAUGUUUUCGAGUUUUUGCUGAUCGACUUAAUGAUGAUAAAGAUCGUGAGCAAUUUAGUGCGAUUUUAAGUGAAAAAUUAGGUACUCAUAUGGAUGUAACAUUUCAUUCAAUAUGUCAAAAUCGAAUUCCACCAGCAUUCGGUGAUUUUGUUAAUCAAGAUGAAAUUUAUGAAGAUUUAUUGGAUUUUGAUAAAUUAAAAAUUCAUAUGGAAAAAGUUCUUAAAGAUUAUAAUGAAACACCAGGUACAGUUCCAAUGGAUUUAGUUCUAUUUCGUGAUGCUAUAUUACAUUUAACACGUAUUGUACGUGUUAUUCGACAACCACGAGGUAAUAUGCUUUUAAUUGGUAUUGGUGGAUCUGGAAGACAAUCAUUAGCUAAAUUAUCAUCAUUUAUAUGUAAUUAUGCUGUAUUUAAAAUUGAAAUUGCAAAAAAUUAUCGUCGAAAUGAAUUUCGUGAAGAUUUAAAACGUUUAUAUAAACAAGCAAGUGUAUCAAAUCGUGAAACAACAUUUAUAUUUGUUGAUACACAAGCUGUUGAAGAAACAUUUUUUGAAGAUAUUAAUAAUAUUUUAAGUUCAGGUGAAGUACCAAAUCUAUUUCGUACAGAUGAACUUGAAGAAAUUAAAACAUCAAUGGCAGCAGAAUUAAAAAAAGAAGGAAUUGAUGAAGAUAAUAAUCAAGAAGUUUAUGCAUUUUUACUUGAUCGUGUUAAAGCAAAUUUACAUAUGGUUGUUUGUAUGAGUCCUGUUGGAGAAGUUUUUCGAAAUCGUAUUCGUAUGUAUCCAUCAUUAGUUAAUUGUACAACAAUCGAUUUAUUUGCUGAUUGGCCACAAGAUGCUUUACUUGAAGUUGGUGAACGUUACCUCUCUCAAAUUGAAUUAGCUGGUGAUGAAAAGUUUCGUCCAUCCAUUGCUCAAAUAUUUGCUACAGUACAUAAUUCUGUUUAUCAAUGUUCAAUACAAAUGUGGAAUGAAAUGCGUCGACGAAAUUAUGUAACACCAAGUAAUUUUCUAGAAUUAACAACUGGUUAUAGAAAACUUUUGUAUGAAAAACGUAAAGAAUUAUGUGAUGCACGUGAUAAAUUAACAAAUGGUUUAGGCAAAAUCGAAGAAGCCAAAGUUCAAGUAACAGAAAUGUCAGUUGAACUUGAAAAGAAACGUGCUUUAGCUAAUGAAGCACAAAAGAAAUGUGAAGAAUCAUUAGGUGGUCUUGUUAAUGAACAGCGUGAAGUUGAACAGAGUAAAGCAACAGUUGAAAAAUUAAAAGAACGUGUUAAAAUUGAUGAAGAAAAAGCAUCAACUAUUGCUCAAGCUGCUCAAGAAGAUUUAGCAGCUGCUAUGCCAGCACUUGAAGCAGCUAAUACAGCUUUACAAUCCUUAACUAAAAGUUCAAUUACAGAAGUUAAAAGUUAUGGACGACCACCAGUACCUGUUGAAAAAGCACUAGAAGCUGUUAUGAUUCUUAGAAGUUCGGAACCAACAUGGGCAGAAGCUAAACGACAAUUGGGUGAUACAACAUUUAUUAAUCAAUUAAUUGAUUUCGAUAAAGAUAAUAUUCCAGACAAAAUAAUUAUGAAAAUAGGAAAAUAUACAUCUGAUCCAUUAUUAUCACCACAAGAACUUUUGCGAGUAUCAGUUGCUGCUGCUGGUCUAUUUGCAUGGGUACGAGCUAUGGAAGAUUAUUCAAAAAUAUUCAAAACAGUCAAACCAAAACGAGAUCGUUAUGAAGCAGCUAUGGCUGAAUUAAAUGAAAAACGAGCACAAAUAGCAGAUGCUGAAAGACAAAUUCAAGAAGCACAAAAACGUCUUGAUGAAUUACGGGCUAAUUAUGAAAAACAAAUGGCCGAAAAAGAACAAUUACGUCGUGAUUGUGAACAUAUGCAAAUGAUGCUUGAAAAAGCUUCUCGUCUUAUUAAUGGUUUAGCAAGUGAAAAAGUUCGUUGGGAAGCAACUGUAGCUGAUCUUGAACAACAAAUAAGUUAUGUUACUGGUGAUUGUUUAUUAGCUGCUGCUUUUCUUUCAUAUAUGGGUCCAUUUCUUUCACAAUAUCGUGAUCAUAUGAUGAAUGAAAUUUGGUUUAAAGAAAUCAAAAAAUUAUCUAUACCAUGUAAUCCAUCAUUUAAUUUUGCAAAUUUUCUAUCUAUACCAACACAAGUACGAGAUUGGAAUAUUCAAGGUUUACCAUCAGAUACAUUUUCAACUGAAAAUGGUGUUAUUGUUACACGUGGGACACGUUGGCCAUUAAUGAUUGAUCCACAAGCUCAAGCCAUAAAAUGGAUAAAAAAUAUGGAAAUGUCAAAUAAUCUACGUAUUAUUGAUCUUCAAACACCAGAUUAUUUACGUAUUAUUGAAGAGUGUAUUCGUUCUGGUCGUCCAUGUCUCUGUCAAAAUGUUAAAGAAGAACUUGAUCCAUCUUUAGAUCCUGUUUUAACACGUGCUGUUAAACGUAUUGGUGGUGUUGAUAUUUUAAAAUUAGGUGAUCGUGAAGUUGAAUAUAAUAAAGAUUUUCGAUUUUAUAUGACAACUAAAUUACCUAAUCCACAUUAUGCUCCUGAAAUAUCUUCAAAAGCUAAUAUAAUUAAUUUUGCUGUAAAAGAACAAGGUUUAGAAUCUCAAUUACUUGGUAUUGUUGUACGAGAAGAAAAACCUGAAUUAGAAGCUGAUAAAGAUAAAUUAGUACGUGGUAUUGCUGCUGGUCGAAAGAAACUUAUUGAACUUGAAGAUCAAUUAUUAAGAUUAUUAAAUGAAACAAAAGGUUCAUUACUUGAAAAUGAUGAAUUAUUAUCAACACUUGAAAUAUCAAAACAAACAGCUAAAACUGUACAAGAACAAUUAGUAACAUCUGAAGCAACAGAAAAAGAUAUUGAUGCUGCUCGAGAAAAUUAUCGACCAUGUGCUGAACGUGCAUCAAUAUUAUUUUUUGUUCUCAAUGAUUUAGGAAAAAUUGAUCCAAUGUAUCAAUUUUCUUUAGAUGCUUAUAUUGAUUUAUUUAAUACAUCCAUUAAAAAAAGUCAAAAAUCUGCUAAACUUGAAGAACGUUUAAAUAAAUUAAAUGAUUUUCAUACAUAUGCUGUUUACAAAUAUACUUGUCGUGGUUUAUUUGAAGCACAUAAAUUACUUUUUUCAUUUCAAAUGUGUGUUAAAAUUCUUGAAGCUGCUGGUAAAAUAAAUAUGGAUGAAUAUCAAUUUUUCUUACGUGGUGGUAUUGUUCUUGAUCGUGAAUCACAAAUGGAUAAUCCAAAUCCUCAAUGGUUAGCUGAUUCAUCUUGGGAUAAUAUAACAGAAUUAGCUAAAUUAGCAAAUUUUCAUGGUAUUAUUGAAUCAUUUGAACAAUAUCCAAGAGAUUGGUUUCAAUGGUUUCAAUCGGGUGAACCUGAAAAUACACCAAUGCCAGGCGAAUGGGAUUCAGUAAAUGAAUUACAAAAAAUGUUAAUUGUUAGAAGCUUACGUUCAGAUCGUGUACCAUUUUGUGUAACAAAAUUUAUCAUUAAUAAUUUAGGCUCGAAAUUUGUUGAACCACCUAUUCUUGAUUUAAGUUCUGUUUAUGAAGAUUCAUUACCUAAAACACCAAUUAUAUUUGUUUUAUCACCUGGUGUUGAUCCAUCAGCUAAUUUAUCUGCUUUAGCAGAAAAAAUGGAUUUUAGAAAAAAUUUUCUUCCAUUAUCACUUGGUCAAGGACAAGCACCAAUAGCUACACAGAAUAUUGCUGAAGGUAUUCGUUUGGGUCGAUGGGUAUUUCUUGCAAAUUGUCAUUUAUCAUUAUCAUGGAUGCCUGAUUUAGAAAAAAUUGUUGAAAAUCUUUCAAUUGAAAAAGUUCAUCCACAAUUUCGUUUAUGGUUAUCAUCAUCACCAUCACCACAAUUUCCUAUAUCAAUACUUCAAUCUGGUAUUAAAAUUACUACGGAACCACCAAAAGGUAUUAAAGCAAAUAUGAAACGUUUAUAUGCAAUAAUUGAUGAACAAGAUUUUGCUGAGAAAAGUCGUCAAGCUCGUCCAGAAAAAUAUAAACGUUUAUUAUUUUGUCUUUGUUUUUUUCAUUCAUUAUUAUUGGAACGUAAAAAAUUUCUUCAACUUGGUUUUAAUAUUAAUUAUUCAUUUAAUGAUUCAGAUUUUGAAACAUCAAAUUUAAUUAUGGGUAAUCUAUUACGUGAUCAAGACAUGACACCAUGGAAAGCAAUGAAAUUUAUUAUAUCAAAAAUCAAUUAUGGUGGUCAUGUUACAGAUACACGUGAUAUGCGUGUAUUAAAUACAUAUAUUGAAGAUUUAUUUAAAGAAGAAGUUAUUGAUCCUCAAGUACAAUAUUUUAAAUUAACAAAAUUACCUAAUUAUUAUGUACCACGUGAUGGAACAUUAAAUGAAUAUAAAAAUGCUGUUGCAACUGUAUUACCAAAUUCAGAUCAUCCAGAAGCUUUUGGUCAACAUACAAAUGCUGAAGUUGCAUCACAAAUUCGUGAAGCACGAAUGUUAUUUGAAACAUUAUUAUCUUUACAACCACAAGUUGUUGCUGUACAAGGUAAAAAAACAACUGAAGAAGAAGUUAUGGAAAUGUCAACACGUGUACUAGAACAAUUACCUGAAAAAAUAGAUUAUAAUUCAACAGUUAAAAUUUUAUCUGAAGAUCAUUCACCAUUAAAAGUUGUUUUAUUACAAGAAAUUGAACGUUAUAAUUUAUUACUAGAUAUUAUACGACAAUCAUUAAUAUCAUUACAAAAAGGUAUUAAAGGUCUUGUUGUUAUGUCAUCAGAUUUAGAAGAAAUUUUUCGAUGUAUUCUUGAUGCACGUGUACCAACACAAUGGCAAAAAAUGUAUCCAUCAUUAAAACCAUUAGCAGCAUGGACACGUGAUCUUGUUCAACGUGUUGAUCAAUUAGCUAAAUGGGCUGAAAGUGCUCAUGCACCAGCUGUAUUUUGGAUGUCUGGUUUUAGUUUUCCAACUGGUUUUCUAACAGCUGUGAUGCAAACAACAGCACGAGCCACAAAAAUUAGUAUUGAUCGUUUAAUAUGGGAUUUUGAAGUGAUGAAAGUUGAAGAUAAUUAUUUACAAACACCUAAAGAUGGUGUUUAUGUCAAAGGAUUAUUUUUAGAAGGCGCAGGAUGGGAUAAGAAAAAUGCAUGUUUAAUUGAAGCUGAACCUAUGCAAUUAGAAGUAUCGAUGCCAACUAUUUUAUUUCGACCUGUAGAAAAUAAGAAAAAAUCUAUAGCAACUGAAGAAGAUCGAGAAAAAAAAACAGAUGUAUAUUCAUGUCCGGUUUAUUAUUUUCCAAAUCGUGCUGGUGGCUUUGGUCAUCCAUCAUUUGUUGUUGAAGUUAAUCUGAAAACGCCACAUUUUCUAAAUAGCCAUUGGGUAAAACGUGGCACUGCAUUACUGAUGAAUUUAGAUAGAUAA
This is a messenger RNA of Rotaria sp. Silwood1, 9758 nucleotides long. The record is from the annotation of a GenBank genome assembly. Lineage: Eukaryota; Metazoa; Rotifera; Eurotatoria; Philodinida; Philodinidae.